CCAAGAUCCAUCCCCUGCCAAGGGACAGAUCUCUGUCUGCACCAGGCAUUUUUCAGUAGUCCUGACCGACCAACUCCGAGUUUCCUUCCUCCCAAGUGUAACACAUGGAUGGGUUACCCCUGCGUCUGCCAGCACAACUGCAUUUAUCAUGAGGUCCCCAGGAGAAGGAUUGCUGGGGGAGGUCGGGGAGGCAGCAACAGGCCUAAAGGUGUGCAUCUGGGGAGAAGGAUGAUGCCUUUCCCUAGCAUCGGUGUGAGAUCUCAAUGGGUGACACAGGGACAGGAUGGGAAGGGAGAGGAGGAUGGAGACCAGCAGCUCGCGUGUCAUCAUCCAAUAGGUAAGUGGCUCCCCGGCUGCGGGACCGCAGGCACCCCCCGACACCGAGCCCUUGCCCUACCCCAGCUCACUUCGAGGCUGGCAACACGCCGUCAGUGUGUUGCACCGUUUUUGCCGUGCUCGGCUUGGGGCCCUCCGCAAACCGCUGAUGGGGGAGUUUUCCAAAGAGUCUGGAGAGGAGCAGUGUGAACAUGCUGAUGCGGAGCUCGCCACUAAUCUGUGCGGCAGGGUCUAAGGCGCGGUGGGGAGAUAUCUGAAUACUGUUUCCACAGCGUGCCGCGAGCCCUUGCUAUUGAAGUGAAAUCUGCUGUACGGAAUUCAACAGACAGCUGCUGCAUCAGCAUCAAAACUGUGUGCUGCUCUAUUCAGAGGCACCCCAUAAAUAUGCCAGCCUCCCGGCCUGGCCCGGCACAGCCGAAACUCCUCCGGAAGAGGUAGCAGCAACUGGUGGCCACGCUCGUUUGACUUGGGUUGCUUCUAGCAGUUAGCACGGGCACGUUAGCAGAGCAAUGUUCCCAUUCGGGAGCCGUGCCAUGGGGCUUUAAUUAGUAUUUUUUUGCAAGGGCAAGAGUGGAGCUUGGUUUCUUUUUUUCUUCUCCACUGGCCCUGCAAAUUCCUGGUGAUUAGGGCAAAGGAAUGGCUGGCCAGCUGUGUCCUCGCAUGGGCUUGCAAAGGGGCAGGGGAUGUGCCGAGAUAGGCAGCCACUGACAUCCUGGUGCUGAUUGAAAGAUGCCGUUUGAAUGGGGCUGGGCCAUGUCCAGAGAGUGUAGUCAGGGGAUGCUUGAUGGCCUUGCAGACCCAGAUCAACCCAUGCUGAGAAGUGGUGGCAGUGAACGCCACUAGCUGCUGGAGCGGCUCUGCAGAGGCUGUGGUGUUGCCAUGCCCCCACCUGAGCCUUUGUAGAUGGUGUCAUUGCUAUCCCCAUCCCGCUGACUGGGCUCUACGGGAAUGGCUGGGUCGGAUGCUCUGGCCUGUGUCAUGCUGCAGGUCAGGCGAGAUGCUCUCAUCAUCAGCAGGUGCCUGACGCUCCAGCACCCGCUUUAGUGCCUGACUAACGGGACAUGAUGAACCUGGCCUGGUGCUGACGCCUUGUGAUUCGGGAUUUUCCAGGCACGAUGACUGACCAGCUGAGCCCUUCUGAGCAGAUGGCCACUGGGGACACUUUUGGCGGAAGAACCGGCACGUUCAAGAUCACCAUCUAUGAGCUGGAGAACUUCCAGGGCCGGAAGUUGGUGCUGACCGAGGAGAGCCCCAACGUGACGGAGAAGGCGCUGGAGAAGGUGGGCUCCAUCCAGGUGGAGUCGGGCCCGUGGCUGGGCUUCGAGCGCCGGGCGUUCGCCGGGGAGCAGUACGUGCUGGAGAAGGGAGACUACCCGCGCUGGGACGCCUGGUCCAACAGCCACAGCAGCGACCGUCUCAUGUCCAUCCGCCCCCUGGGCAUCGACAGCACCGACCACAAGAUCCACCUGUUUGAGAACCCCGGGUUCACCGGCAGGAAGAUGGAGAUCGUCGACGACGACGUCCCGAGCCUCUGGGCCCAUGGCUUCCAGGACCGCGUGGCCAGUGUCAAGGCGCUGAAGGGAACGUGGGUGGGCUAUGAGUUCCCCGGGUACCGGGGCCGCCAGUACGUCUUCGAGAAGGGCGACUACCGCCACUGGAACGAGUGGGAUGCCAGCCAGCCCCGCAUCCAGUCCAUGCGCCGUGUGCGCGACCAGCAGUGGCACCAGCGUGGCUCCUUCGAGCACAGCUGAAGGAGACCCAAGCACCUGCACCCGCUGCCGCCGCCCCUUCCUGCUGCUGCCAAGCACGCCAAGAAGAAGAAGCUCAAGUGAUUUUUCCGAUGCUCUCUCAUUUCUGUGUAAAAAACCUCCUCAAUAAAGCUCUG
Molecule: messenger RNA, 2221 nt
Organism: Gavialis gangeticus (Gharial)
Lineage: Eukaryota; Metazoa; Chordata; Crocodylia; Gavialidae
Product: beta-crystallin B3-like
Exons: 5
Coding region: 1452-2087 (211 amino acids)
Biological process (GO): visual perception; lens development in camera-type eye
Molecular function (GO): structural constituent of eye lens
Source: RefSeq, a predicted model, not a curated record